GGGGGAGGAGAGCUGGAGCGCGGCUCCCCGCUGGGCCCCCGCAGCUAGUGCGCGUGCACCCCGCGGCUGUGCGCGCACGCCGCCUCCCCCGCAGACUCGCGUAGACACAUCGCUCGUUGCAGUGCGCGCCCCGCCAUGCUGCGGGGCAAGGUGCGGGCCCUCGCGGUCCACCUGGACGGCUCCGACCGGAACGACCUGCCGGCGUUCUCCGGCGGGGACCCGGUGUCCGGGCGCGUGGUGGUGGAGGUGACCGGGGACGUGCGCGUGAGGAGCCUGGACGUGACGGCGCGGGGAGUCGCCAAGGUGCGCUGGACCGAGUCCCGGAACGCCGGGGCCAACACGGCGUACACGCAGAACUACACCGAGGAGGUGGAGUACCUGCACCACCAGGACACCUUGAUCGGGGAGGAGCGAGAUGAGGACGGAUCAGAAGAAGCUCUCACGGUCCUCCACACCGGCCUCCACGAGUUCGCCUUCAGCUUCAACCUGCCCCAGAUGGCCCUGGCCACCUCCUUUGAGGGGAAGCACGGCAGCGUGAGGUACUGGGUGAAGGCGGAGCUUCACCGGCCGUGGCUGCUGCCGCUGAAAGUGAAGAAAGAGUUGAUCGUGUUCGAGCACAUCGACAUUAACACGCCGCUGCUGCUGGCUCCUCAGGCCGGCUCCAAGGAGAAGACGCUGUGCUGCUGGUUCUGCGCAUCGGGCCCCAUCUCCCUCAGCGCCAAGAUCGAGCGGAAGGGCUACACUCCAGGCGAGUCCAUCCACAUUUUCGCCGAGACGGAGAACUGUUCGUCCCGGGUGGUGGUGCCCAAGGCCGCCCUGUACCAGACCCAGACCUUCUUCGCCAAGGGAAAGGGGAAGCAGAUCCAGCAGCUGGUGUCCAACCUGAGGGGAGACCCCCUUCCGCAGGGCAAGAGCCAGAGCUGGGAGGGCAAGCUGCUGAAGAUCCCCCCGGUGUCGCCCUCCAUCCUGGACUGUCCCAUCAUCAGGGUGGAGUACACCCUCGUGGUGUACGUGGACGUUCCUGGCGGGUUGAACUUGUCCCUCUCGUUGCCGUUGGUGAUCGGCACCAUUCCUCUGCACACCUGCACCUCCCGGACCUCCAGCAUCAGCUGCUGCAGCGCCGCGGGCUGGCUGGAGCGGCCCGAGGCGCCGCCGAGUUACGGCGAUCUGGAGAUAUCGGAGGCCCACAGGAGGGAGUGUCUGCAAGGCUGCGACGGGUCCGAGGGGGGGGGGGCGGACCGGGGGCCGCUGCUCACUUACAUCACCCAGUUCAGAUACCUGCCCCCCCCACUCUACUCCGAGGUGGACCCGUACCCCGACCCUGUGGAGGUCACAUGUCAGGACACAUGUCCGUCCCGCUGAGGACGCUCCAGGGCUUGAGGGACAUCGUCCCUCCUCACCAGAUGAUGUAUCCGCACUGACUCCGAGGGGGGGGGUCACCGUAGGUCUAUGGGCCGGGGG
Messenger RNA from Pungitius pungitius (ninespine stickleback), 1461 nucleotides. Its product is annotated as arrestin domain-containing protein 3-like. The coding region runs from base 136 to 1362 and encodes 408 amino acids. Gene Ontology annotation, biological process: protein transport. Gene Ontology annotation, cellular component: cytoplasm. NCBI's taxonomy places the organism in Eukaryota, Metazoa, Chordata, Actinopteri, Perciformes, Gasterosteidae. The transcript has 8 exons. The record is from RefSeq and is a predicted model, not a curated record.